AUGGUGGAAAUGGUGUUUGCGACUGGUACUCGUGAUCAUCAUUUGGUGUCGCGUGAAUCGAGUUACGUUGAGAGUCUUCGAAAGCUCGAGCCCGAUUGCAGUUUUGGUCCUGCUCCUAAUAUUGGUGCAAUGUGUCCUGGUGGUAUGACGUGGAUCGAAUAUCACACAUUGAAGGUGGAAGUGGGCGUCUCACGAGGAUGGUCGUAUUUGAAUCGGAAAGCGGAUCAAUGGAGGCAAUUUCCCGGCGUCAAAUACAUUCUCUGCAUUC
Plasmopara halstedii is the source of this 268-nucleotide messenger RNA. RefSeq lists its product as uncharacterized. Lineage: Eukaryota; Oomycota; Peronosporomycetes; Peronosporales; Peronosporaceae. The record is from RefSeq and is a predicted model, not a curated record. The annotation marks the transcript as partial. The transcript has a single exon.